GACUUAGCGAUGGAAGAAGAGAAAUUAGGAGAAACUAUAGGAGAAGAAUGGGAACAUGAAGAAUUCGAAGACGAAGAGUUGCAAGAGGAGUCCAUUCUUACCGUGUAUGACACAGAUGACUUUGUUUCGGGGGCAAUCAACUCUGGACCUUAUUCCACUAUUCCUGUUGACUUACUAGAAUUUGAACAUUCAUACGGCUAUAAUUGCAUGAAAUACUUCAACCUCUGUCCAUGCGAUGAGUCCGUAAUUUGCUGGGCAGCGGGCAGUAUCGUCACCUUCAUGGACGUGACCACCAAGCAGACUUGGUUUCGGAGGACCAGCACAGGUGGAAGUGUUGGCAACAUCACUGUUUACAGAAAAGAUCCAAACUAUCGUUUAGCGAUAGCUGAAGGACGGGAAGGGGAUCGAGACCCCUUGAUCAUAGUAUACACCUGGCCACAGAUGGAAGUCGAUGCUGUGCUCAGAGAAGGCACCGAGAAUGCUUACUCUACUAUGGACUUCAGUCCCGACGGUGAACUUCUGGCUUCAGUGGGCAAAGAACCCGACUAUAACUUAACCAUUUGGAACUGGAAGCGCCACAAGAUUUUGCUACGAACGAGUGCCUUCACUUACGACGUUAACAAUGUCAUGUUUUCGCCGUACUGCGAGGGUCAACUAACUACAGCUGGUGCUGCUCACAUAAAAUUCUGGAAAAUGGCCCUUACGUUCACGGGUCUAAAAUUAAAAGGAGAGCUUGGCAGAUUUGGCAAGACCGAAAUUUGUGAUGUACUUGGUAUCUAUCCGAUGCCAGACGAAAAAGUCCUUUCAGGUUGUGAAUGGGGUAAUAUACUGGUCUGGGAAGCCGGUCUUGUCAAAGUGGAGGUAACUCAGCGAGGAAGGAAAGUUUGCCACGGAGCACCGAUUAUUCAGUUCAUGCUUAGUGAAGCACACGACGAAGUGACGACGAUCGCUCGCGACGGUUGUAUCCGAGCUUGGUACUGGGAUACUGUGGAACAGGCCGAUCCGCCCGAAGACGACCAAUUUGUUGAGCUUAACCCUGUUGCCGAGACAUGCGUACCAGACUGUCAAAUAAUGUCACUUAGACAUCAAAAGGACAUGUUUUGGUUCGCACAAGAUGCCAAUGGAGGGAUAUGGAUUGUAGAACUUGAGCUUGACAAACUAGAGUGUCAGCACCGUAAGAUCAUGACUUCUCACUCUGGACCAGUUAUCGGUAUAGUGGCUCUACGAACUCAUCCCAUUCUGAUAACUGCUGGCUAUGACGGGGCUAUAAUGGCCUACAAUACGGAGACGCAUACUUUACUUGCUAGAUACAAGUUUCCUGCUGCGAUUUCUUGUUUAUUGUAUCCACCCUUGGAUGUUGACGAAACAUCUUGCAUAAUAAUUUUUGGGUUUGAUGACGGGAUCCUACGAGUCUUAUUUUUCCACCCUGAUCGAAUCCUACAGCAAAAGGAUCUGGUCGAUAUACGGGUACAUUCUGCGUUAACCAUUCAUAGCGAUAUGUCUGAUCACGCUGACAUUAUUGACAUGAUAUCCCUAUUGAAACCUCACUCAAAAUCGAUAUCACAAAUAACAAUAAACGCACAACGUUCGCGUCUGGUCACAUGUUCCACUGAUUCCUCCAUAUUUAUCUACAAGCUCAUUAAUGGAAGUCCAUUUCAAUUGUCGCCAAUUGGAUUCAUUGAAACUCCUAAUAACAUUGCAUAUAUGACUUGGAAACCUGAAGAGGAAUUUACAAUAUUACUAUGUGGACAAGUGGGUUUUAUCAUGGAAGCGAUUCUACCAAGCAUUGAUAUUCGGAAGUACUCUGAUAUAACAACUUUCAAGCUGGAAUUUGUAUCUUCUAAAGAAACCCUUGUGAAGAAACAAUUUAUGCGCUAUAGACCAUUUCCUACUGAAGAAGAUUUAGCAAGUUUAGACGAAGAGGCUCUGAAAGCAGCUGCGGAAGCGGCCGACGACAAAGAGGACGAAGAAGGACAAGGCUGGUUGGGUGAAGUCCAACUAAUGGAAAGCGAAAGUCAACUUGGCACCACUAUCACAUGGGCAGAAUACUGUGCAGAAGGCGUUUGGGUGGUCCAAAAAGAAACCGGGGCCUUGCUCUUGAUAAAACCAGGAAGCAACAAGAUUUACAAAUACGCGCCUUUUCCUGAUGCUUGGUGUGAAACUAUGGUCUCAGUAAAAUUUAUAUGUGACCACCGUUACAUCAUGUUGGGCUCAAAUACAGGAUACAUUCGUGUGAUAAGAAUGCCUACUACAGAAGAAGAUAAUCCUGCAGUUCAUCUCAACAUAUGGUUGAUUGCUCAGCAGAAAUUGAUGAAAGCACUUAAGGGAAGACGAUUGAGGAAAGAAGAGAAACAACCAAUUCCACGAAUAGACUUCAUUGACUACUAUUAUUUACCAAUGCACGACCAAUACACCGGGAGCAUACGGUGUUUCGAAUUCAGUGCUGAUGCAAAGUUUUUAUUUACUUGCGGAGACGAUGGUAACAUAUUUGCUUUCAUUAUAAAUUUCGAAGAACCUCUAGUUCCUAAAGCCGAAGCCCCUUUACCAGAACAUUUACCACUGGAAAAAGUAAAAGAACCUAGCACAAUCGAAGGAGAAAUUAUGUCUCAUGAACAAUUGAAACAAAAAGAAGAGUACGACAAAAUGAUGGCCAUUGCGAAUGCUCACAAGAAACGAGUUAGAAACCAGCUUGCAGAAAUAACCAUUGAAUACAACAAGCUUAUAAGAUUAAACCGCCAUUUACCGUAUUCCCAACAAAUCGACGUGACCCUAGAUCCUCGGCCUCUGGAAGUGCAAGAAAGAGAACUCGACGAAUUGAAGGCUCUGGCUAAAAGAAAAGUCGCUCAUCAGUUGGAAGCUUCUGAUUUAGCCUUAUGGAAAAUGCAUUCCCGGAAUAUUAUCCAGUUGGAUGUUUUUCCUUUUACAGUACUGGCUAUCAGGGAUCCACUAGUAAUGAUAAGACCUCUAAGACAGAAAAACCUGUCCCAAGCUUUUUGGGACCAGCUCGAAGAAGUUUACCAAAAAAUGGCUGAGGCUGCUCUGAAAGCAAGGCGUACGGACUCCACGUCCCGCCGUGGUCCUACCAAGAGGACAUCGUGGGGCCCACCAAGAGUAGCAUCUUUUUUGCUCGGAUUACCUCCACACCCGCCACAUCCUUUAGUAAAACAAAUCCGCAAUUACUAUGAACGACUAUCUCGGCAUCACGUUCAAUUCAUUGAGUGGCAGGAACAUUUAUCUCGCAAACCUGAUCCAAAUGCAUUACCCCCUGGGUCUGCGGAAGCUCUUAAAGAAGCUGAAGCUACUAUUGGAAAUCGUCUUCUGAAAACACAAGGCGACUACGUUGCACCGCCAGGUCAUAAUACACAGUUGAAAGUAUGCCUGACUAGACAAGAGAUAUACGAGAAAAAGCAUGCAUUCAAUUUAAAAGUUCUCGAACUACGUGAUCAUAAAUUAAAAUUAGUUGACAAAAUGAAGAAAAUUGGAGAGAGGCUCAUGGAAAUUCGUGUGGAAAUCCCACCAAAAAUGGCCAAAGAUCCACCCGCGAUUCCGGAAAUUGAUGAAAACCUCGAAUUUCCAGAGAAAAACCUUGAGAUCAAACCAGAAAAGAUAUCUAUGCCAUCUAGAAUACCAACGACCUCCAAGAGAGCGUCAAUAUCACUCGAACGCAGAAAGUCGGGACAUGCUCCUUCGCUGUAUCCUCUACCAAGAGUGCGACAACCUAAAGUACCGCGUUUCGUUCCACUAAUUGAAAUUCGCCCACUUGCCGUUUCUUGGGAGUACGUUAAGCCUAGAAGCGACGAUCAGACACCGUAUGAAGUCGAAAUACGAGAGAGACGUAUUGAAAGACAUCUCUAUGAGCAAGACAUGUUAUUAGCAGAUGCAGAGAUAUCAGUUCAAAAGUUUGAUUCACGGCUGAGACAGCUGCAAAGAGAACGCAUACGUGUUCAGGAGAAAAAUCAGCUCCUGGAAUUACAUCUUUGUCAAACACAUCUUGAAAUGAAUGUCUUGAAUCGAUUUGAAGCACAUGAAGAUCGUUUAGCCGAAAAAGUGUAUACGAAAUUGAUGCAGGUUAAAGCAGUUCAAGAUCAAAUUAAAGAGUGUGAGCUCCGAAUUCAAGAUCACAUAUCUGAUAAGGUAGACAAAGGCAUCAAAUGUGAAGAAGCACAAGCGCAAUUUAAGAAAUUAGUUCACGAUAAUAAAUUCGCGGACUUUUUACGCAGAAUCUUUAAGAAAAAAUAUAAGCCGCCGCGUGACAAAGAUGACGAUGAAUCGACUGAAUCUGAAUCAUCAUCUUCAUCGAGUGAAGAGGAGGAUGAAGGAAGUCUUGAUAGCCGUGAUAUCGGACCUAUUCGCCUAGAUCCGAACAUUUGUCCCGAAGGCUGUGACCGCGAUGUUUAUGACAAGACUUUCGAGCUAAGAAAUUUGAGAUGGACACAUGAGCAGUCAAUGAUGGAAAUGGACCGCUUGGUAGAACAGCUAAAAAGAGAUAUUGAUGCACAUAAUAAAAUCAAACGUAAGCUGUCUGUUCAGCUUGACAAAAGGAAGAAUGAUCUGAGAGAAUUCAUGUUGGAGAAACAAAGCUGUUUGAACGAGAUAGACCAGGUGGUAGUACUAAGGUACGACCAGAUAAGAGCUAGUGCUAUCAAGGGCUGUACCGGCCCGGAGGGAUUAUCCAAGUGCAUUGUAUUCCCAGAACAAAUGCUGAAACGAUUGCGCAAACGAGUUCUGGAAAUUCAGGAAGAAAUUAGACUCCAGAAAUUGCGUGCAAAAAUAAAUCGCACUCAUCUAUUUCGUAUGAACAUAGAUUUACGCGAAAUGGAAAGACAGGCUGAAGAAAUCCGUGCACAAAUGCGUGAUGUUCUCACUCGCAAGCUUGGAAAACCUCGUAAAGUAGAUAAGACUCUUGAUGAGUUGCUGCGCCAGAUGACUAGAAGACACAAGUUUUCCGUCAACCUUAAGAUCAUGCCCCAUAUACUUCAUCAGUUGAGAGAUUGGCGGGAUCGUUAUUGCGAAUUGGAGAAGCGUUAUUUGAAUAUUCUAAAUAAUUACUCAGAACGCCUUCGUUUGGCAGCUGCUUUACAGAGCGAUAUUGUACCCGUAAAGCCAACAUCAGAUCCUUCCUCUAUGUACGGAGGCUAUGACAUAAAUCAAUACACUCGGGAUGUAGUGCGGCUAAAGAUUGUUCGUCAACAACAGAGGUAUCAGAUAACGGCACUGAAAGAUGAGAUCCAGGGCCUGCGCUUCAAGUCACAAGGAUAUUCUCAUACGCUAAAGACAGAAGAACCUCCGUCUACAGUUCCUUCUGAGAUUGAACUGUUCCAGGUGCCUAGAACUCAAUGGUGUCCUCGUAAAAAAUAUUUUCCAAUAACUCCACUAGGAUCACAAACAGCAUUGAUUUACGACGUGAAUAUAAUGAGACUGAUUUAUGACGCGCUGGAUUUAAUGAAGUUCUCACGGGAGAACGCUGAUUCUCUGCUCAAGGAGCUAUCUGCAGAAGUUCCAGAAAUGCUGACUGGGGCCAAAUCUCGUUAUGAAGUAGUAGAUCAAAUACUGAAGAAAUGGCUGCUGAAACACGGAGGAGAUCCAAGCCAAUAUAAAAAGCAAACACGCGCCUUCGACGCGCUUGGUGCUGUAGCCGAUUGGCUUCUUCGACAACACAUCGAAACCAUGGAAGGGCAAACUCAACAAACUCAUGCAGUUAUGACUCAACUUGAAGAAGCACUGAAAGAUAUAGCUGGUAAUGCUGAAACUUUGGAAAAACGUUUAGGACCCGCUUUGGCCGCACUCUUUCAAUCGGCUGAGAUGUUUGACUUAGACACUGAAGAAACAAUGACAUCGCUAGUAAAGGCCGUUCUGUCGGACGACGAAAUGAUAAUAACUCAAGAAAUGAUCGCGAAUAUAAAUGCACAUAACGUGAUAUCGAAUAUUCAAGCUUGCGGUGUAUCCAACAUAUCAACAGAUGAACUCGAAGAUAUUGUAUUAUUAGCAAUUGAUUGCUUAAGAGCACAAAUCGUUCCACCUGAUGAAAAACGGAAAAUUGAAGAAGAGGUUGACUCAGUCAUAGCUGCUGCUAAGGUUAUUAAGGACUCCGAGGUACGGCUAUCUACCAGUGCCGUUAUUGAAAGCAGUCGGCUCAGUAGCCGCAAAUCAAGUCGAACCAGCAAGGGUACAGCAACCAGUAAAUCGGGUAAGACGGAAAGGACUUCCAUGGAAUCGAUUGCUAAAUCGAGCAAGACGGAAAGGAUUUCCAUGGAUACGAUUGCUAAGGAUACUGGUGAAAGUAAACGAGGCAGCGAAACUACUACUCCAACAGAAAAGGCGGAAGUUGAAAGUGAUGCCGAAACCACGCCCGACGAUAAAGGCUUAGAUUAAUUUUUGUUUCGAAUUUGGGCCGCUUUGCUGGCAUAUCUACUGAUUGGUUGUAUUCACGUCACUGUAUACGUACAAAUAUAAUAUUUGGGGUACCUAAUAAGUUGUUAAAUAAGAAUCUGUAGUUGCAGAUUGAGUUGACGUCUAUACUGAAAAACUUGCCUUCCGUUUCUAUUCACUAAGCGGUUACACACUGCGACUUUUGGCAGCGGUUCAGUAGCGAUGCAAUCGCAAUCGCUUAUACACGCGCGACUUAAGCAGCAACACAGUCGUAAGGCAAACGC
Messenger RNA from Hyposmocoma kahamanoa, 6653 nucleotides. RefSeq names its product cilia- and flagella-associated protein 44. Bases 10 to 6372 code for a protein of 2120 amino acids. Gene Ontology annotation, molecular function: protein binding. The record is from RefSeq and is a predicted model, not a curated record. The transcript has 41 exons. Lineage: Eukaryota; Metazoa; Arthropoda; Insecta; Lepidoptera; Cosmopterigidae.